Messenger RNA from Lates calcarifer (barramundi perch), 6013 nucleotides. Its product is annotated as metalloreductase STEAP4. Lineage: Eukaryota; Metazoa; Chordata; Actinopteri; Centropomidae. Gene Ontology annotation, cellular component: endosome; plasma membrane. Gene Ontology annotation, biological process: copper ion import. The transcript is spliced from 9 exons. Gene Ontology annotation, molecular function: ferric-chelate reductase (NADPH) activity; cupric reductase (NADH) activity. The record is from RefSeq and is a predicted model, not a curated record. The coding region runs from base 27 to 1472 and encodes 481 amino acids.
UGACCAUCAAAACACAGCGUAAGAACAUGACAGUGUCUAGUGGCUUGUCAGAGGAGAUGAAGCCAGAGAUUGUGUCGUUGCAUCCACUGGACACAGCAGCUGCCCCUAAGCCAGAGCUGCUGUGUAUCUUUGGGACGGGGGACUUGGGGCGCUCUCUGGGCCUGCGUCUGCUGCAGUCCGGCUACAGGGUGGUGUAUGGCAGCCGCAGACCUCACAGCUGCAGCCCCUUGCCUCAGGGAGCUCAGGUGAUGAGCCACGCAAUAGCAGCCCAGUCUGCUAGUCUGAUCUUUAUUUGUGUUCACAGAGAACACUAUGAAUUCCUUGAGACAAUGGCACUGCAUCUAGAAGGAAAGGUGCUGGUGGACCUCAGUAACAACCUGAAGAAAGACAUAUACCCAGAAGCCAAUGCUGCCUAUCUGCAAAGACUGGUCCCUGGAGCUGCUGUGGUGAAAGGCCUUAACACACUGUCUGCCUGGGCCCUUCAGAACGGACUCCUGGCAGGAAAACAGGUGUACCUGUGUGGGAACAGUGCAGAAGCAAAGCAGGCAGUGGCAGAGAUAGCCACCAAGCUGGGUCUCACUGUUCUGGACAGAGGGUCUCUGUCUGCAGCCAGGGAACUGGAAGACUUCCCCUUGCAGCUGUUCCCAGAGUGGAGGCUGCCACUACGAGUGGCCGUCGGCCUCACUGCCUUCUUCUUCUUCUAUCUGCUCAUUAGAGAUGUCAUCUAUGCAUAUGUUGAACAGGGGAAAGACAUCUCCUUCAGAAUCAUGGUGUCCCUGGCAAACAAGGUGUUUCCCAUUGUGUCGCUCAUCAUGUUGUCUCUGUGUUACCUGCCUGGUGUCAUAGCUGCCUUCCUUCAGCUCUACAGAGGAACCAAGUACAGGCGCUUCCCCGAUUGGCUGGACCGCUGGAUGCUGUGCAGGAAGCAGAUGGGUCUGACUGCACUGGGCUUUGCUUUUCUCCAUGCCAUCUACACAUUCAUCAUUCCUAUUCGCUAUGCUGUCAGACACAAACUCAUCUCGCAUGUGGUGGAUGAGAUGAAGAACAAUAAAACCACCCCGUUUUACUUUGAUAAUACAGAGGCGUGGGGCACAGACUCUUUCUAUGUACUGGGAAUCCUGGGUUUCUUUCUUUAUGUCCUGCUAGGACUAACAUCCCUGCCCUCUGUGGGAGGCUCACUCAGCUGGAGAGAGUUCAGCUUCAUUCAGUCUAAGCUGGGCCACUUGACCCUGUUCAUUUGUACGGCGCACGGUUACAUUUAUGGCUGGAACAAAUUUCUUCGUCCCUCUACCUACAAAUGGUACACUCCACCGGGCUACAUGCUGUGUCUGAUUGUGCCGUCUGUGGUCCUGGUGCUCAAACUGCUGCUCCUCCUUCCUUGCGUGGACCGCACCCUUACCCGCAUUCGCCAAGGCUGGGAGAGGACCCAGCCAAUGGGGGAGAUGGGUGAGAGCAAGGCCACCAACCUGUGAACUCUGACCUCUAAAGUCAUUGAUCAGGACUGCUGAUCAUUGAGGGUUUCAUUCUUUCAUUAUAUUGAGGGAAAUAAACUUAAAACUAUAACAUGACAAUAUAUUCCAUGAAUACAAUACAAAAAUAGAAAAUAAUACUUUUUUAAAUUACUAUCAGUUAUGUAAUAUUUAUAUUAGUAAGUUAUAUUAGUAAUUUAAAAUACCAUUAUUAAGUAGACAAAAUUAUUAACAAUAUUUCAUGUUCUGAUUUUGCAGAAAAACAAACAAACCUCUUUAUAUUGACAUUGGUACAUAGAAUAAGUAAUAGUUAAGAAAAAAACAAUCCAAAGAUAAUUUUGUCCAUGCUCAAAUGGUGUGUGAUUGUGUCUUCUGAUCAGUCAGCACUGCCUAUUCUCAAUUGUGCAAUAGCCAAACAAAACAAGGGGGGGUCUGAUAGUUUAUUUCAGCCAAAUGGACACGUCUCUAUGGAUAUGAAUGUUUUUAAUGUCUAUUUCAUUUGAGCUUUGGAAAAAAAAAAACAAAACAGAUUUCAUAUUUGUGCUGUAUCUUUUUCACAGAAUGUGGUGAAAAAUAGAUUGAUAUCCCCUGCUGAAAUCCAUUGUUUUGAUAAACAUAGGCAAUAGUUUCCAUUCUCCUCUCUCCUCUCCCUUCAAGUGUUGCGAUUGUAUCCCUGAGGUUGCUCUCUUUUCAGGAUGUUAUUGAUCUCCCUGUUUUCUAACACAAAUACCUUGUUGCCCAAACCUGCCUCCCUCUCAAGGGCGUGCAAAUGUGCACAUUUACACACACAGUUACAUAUGCACGGAAAAGAGAGUAAGGUUAAGCUAAUUAUACUAUCACAUACAGAGUCAACACACAUGUGCACACACAGAUGCGCACACACAAGUGCCAAAGCCAGAGUGUGUAACAGUAGAUAACACAUUCGGUAGCCAAAAGCAGACUCUGGAGGCAGAGCAUUGUGUGAUAAAAAACAGUCUAAACUAGAUUUAAAACAGGGUUACAGCUGGCAAAGCCUUAAGCACGUAGAUAAUAGUCAUCAGAGCACUUACAAGAAGGGAGACAGAAUAUACUGUAUAACGAAGGCACCACAGACAGUUUGGCAAAGACUGACUAAGAGGUGGCCUCAGCAAACACUGAUAGCAGAUCAGUCGCCGCUGGGUUGGCAGGAGAUUUGAUCAGGUGAUGAGCAGAGGCAGAAAACUCAAUACUGACGGCUGGUGGACAGGUGUGGAACAACUGGAGAGGUUAGUAUGUACAACACUAAUCAAAUGAUCCAGAGGCAGUUGAGGGAGGAGAGUGGGAUGGAGCAGCUGUUGCCAUGACAGAGUCUUGUGCUACAGAAGAAAUAUGCAGCGGCUUCUUUUUUUUUUUAUAGCCCAAAGCAGAAGAUUUUGUCAGAGACAUCCUGUUAUCUAGCAUUUAACAAUAUUAUCUGCACACACAAUCUGCAAUCCCUCACACCCUCUCCCAUUGUAUUAUUCUCCUAUUACCAAAGAGCUGCUGUUGAUUUUAGCCUAUUUCCUGCUGCUGGGGUGUUUUGGUUCUCUCUCUCUCUCUCUCUGUCUCUCUCUCAGUGUGUGUGCACUGAUGUAUAAAUGAGAUAGAGUAUCACAAUAUUGCCCAGUAUUGCCAGAAUUAAGAUGUAGCAACAUACAGAAAAACUGUGAAACAAACUAGCUUACAUUCAUCAUUUCCACUCAUGUUUAAUUUCACACACCUAGACAACCUUGAAACCCAUAAUAAGAUUAUAUGUGUCCAGCCAUGAAGGCUUGACUCAGUAUGAGCAUAAAUAAGCAGCUGAAAUUGUGGGUAAAGACACAGAUAGCAGAAUACAUUUAAUGAAGAGUUAAUCCUUGGUUCAUCUGUGAAAUGUGCAUUUGGAUGCUGAAAGAAUUGUAUAUAAUAACACUGAUAGUUGUGAGAAAAUCUAUUUUUGCUUUAGUGAUGUAAAAACAAAACUCUAAUAAAUAAAUGUGUAAAUUAUGUCCAUCCUUCAAUUGUAUGAAAUUUUUGUAUCCCUUAUGCACAUUGUCAGUAUGCUAGUAUAAUAAGUUACUAUACAACAUUCUUCUGUCAAACACAGCUGAUAACAUAUCUCCAUAGAAACUAGAAUCAACUAGAUUUGAUUUUGUUAUAAUGUUUUGUUUUGUCUUAAUAGUGGUUUCUUUCUAAGAAAUUCAAGGCUGUGCAGGCAGCAUCCACAAAAUAAGUUCCUUGCAAACUAUUUUCAAGGAAGAAUCAGUUUUUACUCCAAAAAAAAUGCUAUUUCCCUAAAUCGAUUUAAUCUAUUGUUAAAUUAAUUUCUAAAUUCAUUUUUAUGGUUUCUGUGAACUCUGACCACUGCAGGUUCAAAGAAAAAUUAGACUUGUUGCCUGAAAUAAAUUAAAGUCUUUCCCCAUAUGGUAAAUCUUGACACACAGUUUUUUCACACAGAUCAGAAAGCACAGCUCUACAGCGCCUCAGGUUUGUAUUUAAGAGUGUGUAACUCAGCACAGCAUGGGGUACAUGCACCAUGGCUUUGGACACCAAAGAGGCAAAUGGCAUCCCAAGCAACAGUGUUCCUCAUUGUUCGGUGGAUUAGACCUUUACAAUAUGCUCAAACUCUCAAUCUCCCAGUCUGUUGAGGUAAAAGUUGCCCUCCAUUACAUCAGGAAGCAGCCAGCGUACCACAAAGGGCUUUUUCUGAGUUCUCACGGAGCACAUAAUGCUUAAUUGAUUCAGCAGGAAUGUCAAAAGAGAGGUAUUUAGGGUGAGCAGAGUUACAGCUUCAGGUGAAGCCUAAUUUAUUUCAGAGGUCCCUGGAGGUUUGCGAGUGGCGUACAGCAUGACUAGUGCCAUAUACUUUUAACAAAUGUUACAAUUCCUUUAGAGAAGAAAACUUCUAAUGAAUCAAACAGUCCACCACACCUAUCAUUGACUGAUAAGGCACCAUUUAUUCUUUACAGACCUGGAGAUUUGGUACAUAACUACUAGCAUGCUGCUGACUGUAAGGGUUUGAUGAUUGUGACCUCUGUGUUUCCCUCAUUCAUUCUAAAGGUAUUAAUGACAAAAAAAAAAGGUUCAGAUUACUAAACAUUUAUGAAGCAUUGACUCAUAAACUUCACAAAAUCAUGAAGACCCCACAUGCAAUCAUAAAGAUCAGUGUAUAAUCCACUAGGUCUUUUGUAUGAGGACAAUUUUAUAUUAUCAUUUUAUAGCAUUUGCAAUAAGUGGGUCUUUUUUUAAAGUGUUAAGAGUUUGCAGUCGCUGCACUUACUUUUUCUGAUUUAUUAUUUACAUUACAUAUCCUAUAUCUUUAUUGCUGAGGCUUGCUAAGAAUUGUAGUUGGUCAUCUGCAGAAGUUAUUAAGGUUUGUGGUCUUGCUUGUUUAAAAUACAAGUACUCCUGAACAUUCAUGAAUGAGACCACUAAGACAUAUUACUAUUUAAAAAAAGGCUUUGGAGAAAGAAUUAUCUGGAAUCAUAAAAGGCAGAAUGAAGAAGCCAUUAAAAGAGGAGAAAUAUACAGUAGUCACAAGCCACUACUCUUAAGAUCCAGGCAUUGAACCUCCCAAGUCACACUGAGGCUGACAUAAACCAUAAAAUUAUGAAGCACCAGUUGGAUUAAUGGUCGUCAUCCAAGUGAAUACUGUCAAAACCUUACACUGUACAUUGAAUGCACAAAUAGUUAUGACGAGAGAGAGAGAGAGAAAUUUUACAUUGAUCUUUUUCCAAUAUCCCUUUCUUUAGGGCAAAGGAUCUUAGAGCUCUAUUGGUUUUCUAUUCUAGUUUACUAGGAAUGUAAGUGGAAAUGAAAUGUGUUUUCGACUCUGACACUGUCUGUCUACCCUACAACAGUUUUUAAAGUAUGAUUACUUCAGAUUUUGUUCUCUGUUGUUCCCAGCAGGAGUUGUGCACUUUUACAGAAAACAAGUAAACAGGACUUCACUUACACUGAAGCAGGAACCCAAGUGGUGCUGGUGCCUUCAUGGACUAAAUUUAAUCACAUACCAGCAGAUGUAAUUCACUAAGUGGAGCUUUUAUAACACCUGUGAACAGGAACGCCAUAAGUGGGCUGAGAGCCGGAUCAGGCAUCAGAAACAUGCCAAAGAUGUUGAGUGUUGUUAAAGUUUAUAUUGUUUGUUUGCCGUAAAUGACAAGACAUUUCCUUCAGGGAAGAAAACAUCAAAAAAAUGAAGAAAGACUGGUUUUUUCACUUUUUCAUUUCUGAGAAGGAAGUAUCCAGUUUAUGUUUACCGACCUGCAGAUGUGGUAUGUAGUGACUAUUUCCUGUAACAUGAUGCAAUGAUGUUUUGAUGAAGGAUAAUGUAAAUUCUGUAUGUUUCCCUUGUAAUCAGGAGGCACUAAAUUUCUAGUGUUUAAAGUCAGAAUAAUGGCCAUAAAAGAUCAGGAACAUGAACAAAGAGCAUGAGACUGAAUUACAGCAGAAAAUUUGUCAUUUUUAACUAUUUGUCAAGAAGAACAUUACAUAAAAAGCAACAAAUGUGGCUAUCCUAUGAUAUCUAUCUAAUAAAACAAAUAAAAUUCUGCAAAAUGUUUUUUUUU